This is a messenger RNA of Serpula lacrymans var. lacrymans S7.9, 512 nucleotides long. RefSeq lists its product as uncharacterized. The coding region runs from base 84 to 311 and encodes 75 amino acids. NCBI's taxonomy places the organism in Eukaryota, Fungi, Basidiomycota, Agaricomycetes, Boletales, Serpulaceae. The record is from RefSeq and is a predicted model, not a curated record. The transcript is spliced from 2 exons.
UUGUUUUCAAACCCAAAGAGGAACUGAAAGGUUAGAAAGGUAGAAAGGGAGGACUUUGCCGCUAUUGGCCGACUCAUCUCCCUAUGUCAGAGCCUAUUUGCCUCCAAUUCCGAACCAUCGACAAUCUCAAGAGUGAAGACGUUCAGUGCACUCUACAGUUUCCACGAAUUGCUCUUGCGCCUCUAACGCAGAUAAGACAGGGUUACCACCCACUUGGCCUGGCCUCAACCCACAGCGGUGAUAUACAGUUGAUAUGGCAGGUUUACGACCUCGCAACCGAAUAUGGCCGCCGCCAUAUGCUGUACGUAUAGGUUCGUACCGUUGGUUAUACGGCGGUGGGACGCAUCUUCGCUGUAGUACAGUAAUUGAUACGAAUUGCGUCAGUAGAUCGCAGUCGGGUGGUUUUCAAUGUCUACUAUGCAAUCCAACGAUCUUCAAAUUCCUCCAUAUUUGCUUGGAUGUGCCUAUUGAUGUUGUGACCGACACAUGAUCUAAUGCGAGACUUUGCAGUG